Molecule: messenger RNA, 723 nt
Organism: Zea mays
Lineage: Eukaryota; Viridiplantae; Streptophyta; Magnoliopsida; Poales; Poaceae
Product: SWI/SNF complex subunit SWI3D
Exons: 4
Coding region: 1-723 (240 amino acids)
Source: RefSeq, a predicted model, not a curated record
AUGUCUCCUACUCUCCAACAAGCAACUGAACACUAUUUUAUUCUUCCAGAUCCACCAAGUGACCUCAAAGAUCCGGCUUCCACUUUCAGCCCUUGCGCAGGCGGUGAGAGCCAAGAAGGUGCUGAUACUACUCAAAAUAUGAAUGAUACCGAUAAAAACAACAGCGAAAGGGAAGAGAGUGAUUUAGCUCUAGAGAAGGAGAGUGCUACAUUCACCUCACAGAAGCAGCACCUGGAAGAAUUAUCUGACGCAAAGGAAACAUUUAUUGGAGGUCCUGAGGCAGAGGCCAAAUCCAACAACACAAAGGAUUCUGACAAUCCAAUUGCUAAGGUGGGGAGCAGUGUAGCAUCUGACAAGAUGAGAGAUGGGUGCAAUGCUAAUGCCAUUCCGUGUCCUGCUACUUCAAAUCAUACAACUGAACACAGCUCCAUAGCUUCCCAGGAAGCCAGUCCAGCAAGUACAAAAGACACAGCUAUCCCUGAACAAGUUGAAAGGCCAAGUUCUGAGGAAUUACUAGCUGAUGUUUCACUUCCACAAGGGAAGGUAGAGCCGAAGAAGACUGAACCUGCACCUGCUGCCUCGUCUAAUAUCCAACAGCAUGGGUGCAAACAAGCUGGAAAUGGCAACACUGAACCUAAAAGCAAGGAAAACACAGCGGCCGAUGAUGACCCCAUAACAAGGCUACAGCGAGCGGCCGAUGAUUACUCUUGGAGGUUCUUCUGA